Molecule: messenger RNA, 1314 nt
Organism: Protobothrops mucrosquamatus (brown spotted pit viper)
Lineage: Eukaryota; Metazoa; Chordata; Lepidosauria; Squamata; Viperidae
Gene: PLD5
Product: phospholipase D family member 5
Exons: 9
Coding region: 1-1314 (437 amino acids)
Molecular function (GO): catalytic activity
Source: RefSeq, a predicted model, not a curated record
AUGAAUAUGGACUUACAGAAAAAAACUGUCAAAAUAACUGUCGGUAAGAGAGUUACUCUUGUGGAAAAUAUUCCUGAAGGCAUAAACUAUUCAGACAGUGCACCAUCCCAUUUGUCUCUUUUCCAGGGAUGGAUGAAUUUACUUAAUAUGGCUAAAGCAUCUGUUGACAUAGUAUCUUCCCAAUGGAACCUCAGUCACAGUCAUCCAACUCCAUGGCAGGGGCAACACAUUUUUGAAAAAUUGGAAGAAUUAUUGUCCCAAAAUAUUGAAAUAAAAUUAGUGAGUGAUAUUCUUCACAAGAAGUCCAAAUUAUUAAUUGACUUGGAAAAAAAGGGUGCAGAAGUGAUAUAUGUAAAUUUAACUGCUUAUAAUGAUGGUCAUUUGCAGUCAUCAUUCUGGAUUGUGGAUAAGCAACAUGUGUACAUUGGAAGUGCCAGUUUAGAUUGGAGUUCAUUGGGGCAGAUGAAGGAGCUUGGUACCAUCUUAUACAACUGCAGUUGCCUGGUUUUAGAUUUACAAAGGAUAUUUGCCUUGUACAGCUCCUUGAAAUCCAAGAGCAAAGUUCCACCCACUUGGUCUAAAAGACUGUAUGCCGUGUAUGGCACUAAAAAUAAACUGCCUCUUAAGUUGAAUGAAACCAAGUCAGAAGUCUUUGUCUCAAAUUCUCCAAAGCUCCUAUGCCCUAAAGACAGGACUCUGGAUACUGAUGCAAUCUAUAGUGUGGUAGAUAAUGCUGAACACUUUAUAUACAUAGCUGUUAUGGACUAUCUGCCUAUUGUUAAUAUAAUAAAUGAGACAAGGUACUGGCCUUUUUUGGAUGGAAAGAUCAGAGAAGCACUGAUUCUACGUAAUAUUAAAGUGCGACUCCUUAUAAGUUUCUCCAAAGAAACAAAUCCCCUCACUUUUAACUUUAUUUCAUCUCUUAAAGCAAUUUGCACUGACGUUUCUGACUGUAGUUUAAAAGUUAAAUUCUUUGAUCUUGAAUCAGAAGGUGCAUGCUUUAUUAAGGAGCCAAAAAACUCUUCUCUUCUCAAGCUAAAUCGCAAUAAAUAUGUGGUGACUGAUAGAGCUGCUUAUAUUGGUAAUUUUGACUGGGUUGGGACCUAUUUUAAUCAGAAUGCUGGAGCUGGUCUUGUCAUCAACCAUGCAGACACAGGGAACAAAACCAGCAUAAUUAAACAACUUAAAGCUGUGUUUGAAAGGGACUGGUAUUCACAUUAUGCUAAAAGUUCAACAGCAAAGAUCUCAAACUGCCUAAUCUACAAACACAGCAAAGCUGCAGCCAAUAAGUCUGCCAUAAGCAAUAUGAACUGA